GACUGCGAGCGCGAGCGCCGCGCCGGACGGAGCCAGCGACAGGCAGGCAGGCAGACAGACAGGCGCGGACGGGUGGAGAGAUAGAGAGACGGAGCGACGCCGGGCGGGUGCGAGAGCGCGCGCCACAGCACGGAUACACAUAAAUAUCUGUCGUAACAUCAUUCGAGCGUCUAACCCUGAGCAGCGGUCCGCAGACUUGUUCAUGUGCUGCUGAUUCUGCAGGUUCACCAUGAAGAUCCGGCUGUCUCUGGCAGCUGCCGCCUUCCUCGCGGUGCUGGUGGCUCCAGUCGAGGCUCAAGUGGAGCCCCCCUCAGACUUGAAAUUUAAAAUUCUAAAUGAAAACACUGUGCAAAUGUCAUGGAAACAGCCAUCGUCACAGAUAGAGGGCUUCAGAAUACAAGUGGUAUCGGAUGCAGAAGAAAUACCAAAAGAGUUAACCCUUCCUGCUUCUGCAACGAAGACAUCCAUCACAGACCUGACCCCAGAACUAGACUAUGUGGUAACGAUCACUUCGUACUACGGGGCAGAGGAAAGUCUACCCAUCUCGGGCCAGCUCACAAUCCAGUCAAGUGGUGCAGAUGGAACCCAGAGGAGACCACAGCCCACAAGUGCAGUUAAGUGCUCUGUCAGUACCAUUGGGGACCUGGUAUUCCUGGUGGAUGGCUCCUGGAGUGUGGGAAGGGAGAACUUCAGGUACAUCCGCAGCUUCAUCAGCGCCAUGGCAGGAGCUUUUGACAUUGGCGAGGACAAGACCAGAGUGGGCGUGGUGCAGUACAGCACUGACACCCGCACCGAAUUCAACCUGAACCAGUACUUCAAACGGGGUGAACUGCUCAGAGCCAUCAACUCCUUACCUUACAAGGGUGGAAACACCAUGACAGGUGAUGCCAUGGAUUUCUUGCUGAGAAAUUCAUUCACGGAAGCAGCAGGCGCCAGGAGAGGCUAUCCAAAGGUGGCUAUGAUUAUUACAGAUGGGAAGUCCCAAGACCCCGUCCGGGACCAUGCCCGAAAACUCAGGAAUGCAGGGGUGGAGAUUUUUGCUUUGGGGAUCAAAGGAGCAGAUGAAGAAGAGUUGAGGCAAAUGGCAUCCACCCCUUACAACACUCACAUAUACACUGUCCCUGACUUUGAACUGAUCAAAAACGUGCAGAGAACCCUCAUCACCAAAGUGUGUGCCGCUGUUGAUGACCAGCUGAACUCUCUUGCAAGCGGGGAUGAAGUGAUUGAACCGGCCUCCAACCUGCAAGUGGCAGAGGUGUCUUCGACAUCCAUGAGGAUCACAUGGGAUGCUUCCUUGGGAGAGAUUACGGGCUACAAGCUGCAGAUGAUACCCAUGUUGGCUGGCAGCAAGCGCCAAGAGGUGUACGUCGGACCCACAAUGACCUCUGUGAAUGUUAGAGACCUAUCCCCAGAGACAGAAUAUGAGAUCAGCCUGUUUGCUGUCAGAGGCCUUACACCAAGUGAACCUGUUAUGGCCAUGGAGAAAACCCAACCAGUGAAGGUUUCCCUUGAAUGUUCUCUUGGAGUGGAUGUUAAAGCAGAUGUUGUUCUCCUCGUGGAUGGCUCUUACAGUAUUGGGCUGGCAAAUUUUGCCAAGGUUAGAGCUUUCCUAGAGGUACUGGUGACCUCCUUUGAUAUUGGACCAAACAAGGUCCAGAUCAGCCUGGUUCAGUAUAGCAGAGACCCACACACAGAAUUUGCAUUGAACACACACCACAACCUGGCUUCAGUGGUCAAAGCAGUGCGGACCUUCCCCUACAGAGGGGGUUCCACAAACACGGGCAAAGCCAUGACCUACGUAAGGGAGAAGAUCUUUGUGCCCGACAAAGGGGCACGCACCAAUGUGCCACGGGUCAUGAUCCUCAUCACAGACGGGAAGUCAUCGGAUGCCUUCAAGGAUCCUGCCGCCAGGCUCCGGAGCUCUGAUGUGGAGAUCUUUGCAGUGGGUGUCAAGGAUGCUGUUCGCUCAGAGCUGGAGGCCAUCGCAAACCCACCAGCGGAGACUCAUGUCUACACCGUGGAGGACUUUGAUGCUUUCCAGAGAAUAUCCAAGGAGUUGACACAAUCAAUCUGCCUAAGAAUUGAGCAGGAACUCCUCAAAAUUUUGCUGAAAAAUUUGCUCCCCCCCAAGUCACUGGAGUUCAGCGAGGUGACAUCACGCAGUCUCCGGGCUACAUGGACUUCUGAUGCCCCUAACGUUGAGUACUUCCUGAUUCGGUUCAGGCCUGCAGCGGACCUGACAGGAGACUAUGUGUCCAUCACUGUGCCAGGAGACACUUUCACCACUGUGCUGCCCAAUCUUACCCCCCUCACCACAUAUGAGGUGAACGUUUAUGCACAAUAUGAAAAAGGAGACAGCUUUCCUUUGAAAGGAGAGAACACGACUUUGGAGGAACAAGGAUCUGUGGGUAAUCUCUGGGUGUCCGAGGAGACAACAGACAGCUUCCGAGUUUCGUGGGAUGCAGCCCCCGGGAUGGUGGUCAGGUAUCAUGUGUCCUACAUCCCAGUGAAAGGAGAUGUGGAGAAGUUGGAGGCGGUCACUGUGGGCAGUGAGACCACCAUCGUGCUGCAGGAGCUCUUCCCCAUCACUACGUACCGUGUCUCUGUGUCACCAGAAUACCAGUCCGGUACUGGGCCUGAGAAGCACAUUGAUGGCACUACUAAAGAAGCCCGGGGCUCCCCUCGUGACCUGCGGGUGUUCGAUGAAACUGUAUCCAGCAUGCGGCUGAUGUGGAAGGCAGCGCCAGGGAAGGUCCAGAAGUAUCACCUGGUCUUCCAACCCGUUGCUGGUGGGGAGCGCAGGGAGAUUGCUGUGAAGGGUGAUAGCACGACAGCCCUGCUGAAGAACCUGAAUCCAGACACCGAGUAUGCACUGUCAGUCAGUGCACGGUACGCCUCCGGUGUUGGGGACCCUCUGGAGGGACGAGGGACCACUCUGGAAGAGCUGGGCUCUCCUCGAGACCUGGUGACGCGUGAUGUCACCGACACCAGCUUUGUUGCAUCCUGGACGGCAGCCCCAGGAAAUGUGCGGCUCUAUCGGGUCACCUGGCGCUCCCUGCUCACAGGGGAGACCGGGGAGAAGAUUGUCCCGGGGGACACAACCGAGACAAUGCUGGAGGGUCUGACGCCAGAGACCCGUUACCAGAUGUCCGUCUAUGCGACCUACAGCCGAGCAGAGGGGGAUCCACUGGUGGGGCAGGAGACCACAGAUGCUUCUACUGCUGUGAAGGUUCUCACAGUCUUUGACGAGACGGAGACAAGCAUGAAGGUGGCUUGGCAGCCUGCACCGGGCAGGGUGGCCAACUACAGGGUGACCUACUCACCAGUGGCAGGUGGCCGGCAAGUGGUCUCCAAGGUAUCAGGAACAACUACUUCGACGAUAUUGAAACGCCUGCAGCCCAAGACCUCUUACAGCAUCACAGUGCUGCCAGUCUACAAGCAAGGAGAAGGAAAAGCAAGGCAAGGAGUAGGAACGACACUGUCACCUUUCAAAGCUCCCAGAAACCUCCAAACCUCCGAACCCACUAAGACCAGCUUCCGGGUCACCUGGGACCCUGCCCCCGGGGAUGUGCGAGGCUACAAGGUCACCUUCCAUCCCAGUGGGAAUGAGGUGGAUCUUGGACAGCUACUUGUUGGGCCCUAUGAUAACACAGUGGUUUUGGAAGAACUUAGGGCUGGAACUAAAUACACUGUGAGUGUGUCUGGCAUGUUUGAUGGAGGGGAGAGUUUCCCAUUGGCUGGAGAAGAAAAAACCACCCUAAGUGAUGACCCUGAGACCCCCACUGUUGAUACACCAGACCUCCAGUGUAAGACUCAAGCCCAGGCGGACAUUGUCUUGCUGGUGGAUGGGUCAUGGAGCAUUGGGCGGCUGAACUUCAAAACCAUCCGGGCAUUCAUUGCCCGAAUGGUUGGUGUCUUUGACAUCAGUCCAGACCGGGUACAGAUAGGUCUUGCCCAGUACAGUGGUGAUCCAAAGACUGAGUGGCAUUUGAAUGCUCACAAAACCCGGGAAUCACUUCUGGAGGCAGUGGCCAACCUGCCCUAUAAAGGAGGCAACACCUUGACAGGUCUUGCUUUGAACUACAUCCUUCAAAACAACUUUAAAGAAAAUGUAGGCAUGCGGCCAAAUUCUCGUAAAAUUGGCGUGCUUGUUACCGAUGGCAAGUCACAAGAUGACAUCAUUGUCAGCUCCACCAACCUGCGGCAACAAGGCGUCGAGCUGUACGCUAUUGGUGUUAAAAAUGCUGAUGAGAAUGAGUUGAGGUCAAUUGCCUCUGACCCAGAUGAGAUCCACAUGUACAACGUGAACGACUUCUCUUUUCUACUUGACAUUGUGGAUGACCUCACUGUCAACCUCUGUAACAGCGUGAAGGGCACAGGAGGAGACCUGGAACCUCCCUCUAACCUGGUGACGUCAGAAGUGACCCACCGCUCCUUCCGCGCCACCUGGACUGCUCCCAGUGGCCCUGUGGAGAAGUACCGCGUGGAGUAUGUGGCCAUGUCUGGAGGUGAACCUCAACAGGUAUUCGUGGAUGGGACGGUGACCACCUUGGUCCUCGAAGGCCUGACCCCAGAGACAGAGUACAUUGUCAAUGUUUAUUCUGUGUCUGGAGAGCAGAGCAGCGAGCCGCUGAAAGGCACCGAAACCACCUUGCCUCUUUCCAGCGUGACCAGCAUGACUAUAUAUGACGAAGAACUGACCAAGAUGAGAGUGAGGUGGAAGGCUGUUGAUGGGGCUACUGGCUACAGGGUAUCCUACAGAGCCAUCAAUGCCACUGUGCCCACCGUUGAAAAGGAGGUGUUUGUUGGGCCGGAGGAUACAGCCAUCCAGCUGGUGGAGCUGAUCCCUAAUACUGCCUACAGCAUCUCCCUAUUUGCCCUGUAUGAUGAGACAGCCAGCAGCCCCCUGACAGACCAGGGCGUGACUUUGCCCUAUCCUGCAGGUGAGCUGAAGAUCACAGACGUCACCCACAGCUCUAUGAAACUCACUUGGGAUGCUGCACCCGGAAAUGUUCGCAAGUACACCAUCACAUAUAAGCCGGAGGAUGGAGAAAUCAAGGAGAUUGAUGUUGAAGGGGAUGUGACCACGACGGUUCUUGAGAGCCUCAGUUCCCAGACAGAGUAUGAUGUUGCAGUUACACCAGUAUACGAUGAGGGACCAAGCAACCCGAUGCUUGGACAAGCUGUCACAGAUGUUGUUCCCGCCCCAAAAAACCUGAGGUUCUCUGAGGUGACCCAAACGAGUUUCCGAGCCACAUGGGAGCAUGGAGCGCCUGAUGUGGCUCUCUAUCGACUGACUUGGGUCAAGAAGGGCGGUGGUGAACCACAACAUGUCAUCUUGGACAGUGAGGAAACUACCUAUGUUAUGGAUGAUUUGGACCCUGACGUCUUGUAUGAUGUGACCGUCACAGCCAUCUAUCCUGAUGAAUCAGAAAGUGAAGAUUUAAUGGGAAGCCAGCGAACAUAUCCUUCUGGACCUCCUCGCAACUUGCAGGUGUUCAAUGCCACAACCACUAGCCUGACGGUGAAGUGGGACCCUGCCCCAGGUCAGGUUCAGAACUACAAAGUGACCUAUGAACCUGCAGCCGGUGGAAAGUCCCUCUCUACCCAGGUUGGACCGAAGAGGAACACCGUGAUCCUGCAGAAGCUGACCCCAGAUACAGUCUACAACAUCAAUGUAGCGGCAGUGUAUGCUUCAGGGGAGAGCAAGGACAUCUCUGGCAGUGGAAAGACAAAGGCCUUGGGUGGAGUAAGGAACCUCCAGGUCACUGACCCCACCGUCAGUACGCUCAACGUGCGCUGGGAGCCUGCCGAUGGCAAUGUGCGCCAAUACAAGAUCAUGUACAUUCCCACGGCAGGUGGCACUGAAAUCACGGACCAAGUUUCUGGAAGCACAACUACUACUGUCCUUAAGAAACUUCAGCCAGACACUCUGUACACAGUUACUGUGGUGCCAGUGUACCUGGAGAGUGAGGGCAAGCCCCAGUCUGAAAACGGAAAGACAAAGGCUUUGGGUGGAGUAAAGAACCUACAGGUCACUGAUCCCACUAUGAGCACACUCAACGUGCGCUGGGACCCUGCUGAUGGCAAUGUGCGCCAAUACAAGAUCAUUUACAUCCCAACCGCAGGUGGCACCGAAGUCACGGACCAAGUUUCUGGAAGCACAACCUCUACUGUCCUUAGGAAACUUCAACCAGACACUCAGUACACAGUUACUGUGGUGCCAGUGUAUGCAGAUAGGGAGGGCAAGCCUCAGUCUGAAAAUGGAAAGACAAGGCCUUUGGGAGGAGUGAAGGGUCUCAGAGUCACGGAUCCUACCGUCAGCACACUCAACGUGCGAUGGGAACCUGCUGAUGGUCCCGUGCGAGAGUACAAGGUCUUCUACGUUCCCGCUGCGGGUGGUGAUGAAACCAUGGAACAAGUUCCUGGGAGCACAACCAACAUGGUCCUGAAGAACCUUCAACCAGACACGGUCUACACAGUGUCAGUGGUGCCAGUGUAUCCUGCAAGGGAGGGGAAGCGCCAAUCUGAAAAUGGGAAGACAAGGCCGUUGGGAGGAGUGAAGAAUUUGAGAGUCACCGACCCCACCAUCAGUACACUCAAUGUGCGCUGGGAUCCUGCUGAUGGCCUUGUUCGUUCAUACAAAGUCUUUUAUGUUCCUGCUGCUGGCGGUGAUGAAAGCAUGGAAAAAGUGUCUGGGACCAGCACUGUCCUCAAGAACCUUCUGCCAGACACGGUCUACACAGUGUCAGUGGUGCCUGUGUACCCAACGAGGGAGGGUAAACGCCAGUCUGAAAACGGAAAAACAAAACCCUUUGGUGGAGUGAAGAACCUGCAAGUCAUUGACCCAACCAUCAGCACUCUCAGGGUGCUUUGGGAACCAGCAGAGGGAAAUGUGCGUGAAUAUAAAAUCAUGUACACUCCAGCCACAGGGGGUCCAGACAAAACGGAGACAGUUUCUGGAAGUACGACCAGUACCGUCCUAAAGAACCUUCUCUCUGACACGGUUUACACGGUCACAGUGGUGCCUGUGUAUCCACCGGGUGAUGGCAAGCCUCAGUCGGAAAAUGGAAAGACGAAGCCUGUGGGUGGGGUGAAAAACCUGCAGGUCACUGACCCCACCAUCAGCACACUCAAUGUGCGUUGGGAUCCCGCAGAAGGGGAUGUGCGUCAGUACAAGGUCGUCUAUGUUCCAGCCACAGGGGGUCCACAGUUAGUGGAACAGGUUUCCGGGGGCAUGACCUACACCACUCUUCGCAACCUGCGUGCAGACACUCUGUACACUGUGACCGUUGUGCCUGUGUACACUGACAGCGAGGGCAAGCCUCAGUCUGAGAGCGAAAAGACAAAGCCUCUGGGUGGAGUGAAAAACCUCCAGGUCACAGACCCCACAAUAAGCACUCUCAACGUGCGGUGGGAUCCCGCGGAAGGGAACGUGAGGGAGUACAAAAUCUUCUAUGUUCCGAUUAAUGGAGACGUCGAGGACAUGGUUCAAGUGUCUGGAGGCACAACAAGCACUGUGCUUCGCACCCUCCAGCCAGAUACAGUGUACACCGUGUCUGUGGUGCCUGUGUACACUGAGGCCGAUGGCAAGCGCCAGUCUGAAAACGGAAAGACAAAGCCCUUGGGUGGGGUGAGGAACCUGAAGGUCAUCGACCCCACUGUGAACUCACUAAGGGUGACGUGGGAGCCAGCCGAGGGUGAUGUGCGGCAGUACAAUGUCUUCUAUGUCCCUACUACAGGGGGCCCCGAGCAGCUUGAGCAAAUUUCUGGACUCUCGACAAGCACUGUACUUCGGAACCUUAAACCAGACACAGCUUACAAGGUGUCCGUUGUGCCUGUGUACCCAGAUGUGGAGGGCAAACGCCAGUCUGAGAAUGGAAAGACCAAGCCCUUGGGGGGUGUGAAAAACCUACAAGUCACCGAUCCCACCACCAGCUCCCUCAGAGUCCGCUGGGAACCUGCUGAGGGAAAUGUGCGCCAGUACCGGAUCUUCUACGUGCCCACUGCUGGAGGCGCUGAGGACAUGGAACAAGUUUCUGGAGGCACGACCAGCACAAUCCUGCGCAACCUGCUCUCGGACACACUGUAUACGGUGACGGUGGCACCCGUGUAUCCGGAAGGGGAGGGCAAGCGGCAGUCGGAGAAAGGAAAGACAUUGGAGCGAAUUCCACCCCGGAACAUCAGGGUAUACAACCCCACACCCAACAGCCUGAAUGUCCGCUGGGAACCUGCAACGGGCCAGGUGCAGCAGUAUCGUGUUAACUACGCCCCGCUGACUGGAGUCCGCCCUUCAGAAUUUGUCUUGGUUCCAGGAAACACCAACACGGCAUUCUUAGACCAGCUCGUCCCAGACACCCCAUACUCAGUAGAUGUUGUGGCUCUUUAUGCUGAUGGACAGGGGACACCAGUGAAAAGUGAUGGCAAGACAUUACCACGGGCUGGACCCAGGAACAUGCGUGUUUUCGGAGCCACCACGAGCACGCUGAGCAUAUCUUGGGACCAUGCUGAGGGCCCUGUCCAGCAGUACAAGAUAUCCUAUGCUCCUUUGACUGGGGACCCUAUCACAGAGUUUACUGCUGUCCCUGGAAACAGAAACAAUGCUAUCCUGCAGAACCUUUUUCCUGAUACCCCCUACAAUAUUACCGUGGAGGCCAUUUAUCCUGAUGGGCCAGGGGGAAAACUGUCAGGGAAUGGAAAAACAGUUGGCCUCCUGGAGCCAAGGAAUUUGCGUGUCUCAGAUGAAUGGUACACCCGUUUCCGUGUGUCCUGGGACCCAGCACCAUCUCCAGUCAUGGGCUACAAACUAGUGUACCAACCCACAGACAAGGAUGAGACGCUGGAGGUAUUUGUUGGUGAUGUAACCUCAUACACCCUCCACAACCUGCUCCCGGGUACCACCUAUGACCUCAAAGUGUAUGCCCAGUAUGAUGCUGGCCUAAGUGGAGCCCUUGAUGGCCAGGGGACCACAUUGUAUCUGAAUGUCACCAAUCUGGAGACCUUCAACAUUGGUUAUGACAAAUUUUGUGUAAAGUGGAAUCCUCACAGAGCAGCCACUUCUUAUAGAAUCAAGCUGGACCCUCUCAACCCAUCUAGCAGUGGACAGCAGGAAAUCACUAUUACUGCUGGGAACACUCAGUACUGCUUUGAGGGUCUCUCUCCUGAUUCUCUGUACACUGCCACAGUAUUUGUUCAAACCCCCAACCUAGAGGGACCUGGGGUGGGCAUCACAGAGAAAACCUUGGUGAAGCCCACUGAAGCCCCGGCACAGCCUCCAACCCCACCUCCACCUCCCACCAUCCCUCCUGCUUGGGCAGUAUGCAAAGGUGCCAAAGCUGAUGUGGUGUUCCUUAUUGAUGGCUCUUGGAGCAUUGGUGAUGACAACUUCCACAAGGUUGUCCAGUUUGUUUUCAGUACCAUUGGUGCUUUUGACAUCAUUGGCCCAACAGGAAUGCAGGUGUCUUUUGUGCAGUACAGUGAUGAUGCAAAAACUGAAUUCAGGCUGAACACUUACCAGGACAAGGGCACAGUUCUGUCUGCUCUUCAUCUCAUUCGCUACAAAGGAGGAAAUACGAAAACAGGUAUUGCUCUUAAACAUAUUGGCGAGAAAGUCUUUGCUCCAGACAAUGGAAUGAGAAGAAAUGUGCCAAAGGUCCUAGUGGUUGUCACAGAUGGCCGCUCUCAGGAUGAAGUAAAGAAAAAUGCAGCCAAGCUGCAGCAGACCGGGUAUAGCGUGUUUGUGGUUGGUGUUGCUGAUGUUGACUAUUUGGAGCUCCAGAACAUUGGAAGCAAGCCCAAUGAAAGACAUGUCUUCGUUGUGGAUGACUUUGAUGCUUUUUCAACAAUUCAGGACAACCUUGUCACCUUUAUCUGUGAAACUGCCACCUCCAGCUGCCCUUUGAUUUACCUCAAUGGGUUCACAUCACCAGGCUUCAGGAUGCUUGAGGCAUUCAAUCUGACUGAGAAGACUUACGCAUCUAAUAAAGGAGUUUCUUUGGAACCUGGAUCGUUAAACAGUUUUCCAUCCUACAGGCUCCACAGAGGAGCAUUGCUGUCACAGCCCACAUCGCAAAUCCACCCUGAUGGUUUGCCACCAUCUUACACCAUCAUCUUAAUGUUUCGCCUCCUCCCUGAUACACGUACAGAGGCAUUUGACAUCUGGCAGGUAGCAAACAAGGACAAAAAUGCUGAAACUGGAGUCACCGUCAACCCUUCCAGCAAAACAAUAUCUUUCUACAACUUGGACACCCAGGGGAAGGUCCAGUCUGUGGCAUUUGAUAAUGAUAAAGUAAAGCAGAUCUUCCAUGGAAGCUUCCAUAAGCUCCAUAUAAUGGUGUCCCCAAAGAGUGUCAAACUCAAUGUGGACUGCCAGGAAGUAGCAGAAAAACAAAUACAAGAAGCCAGAAACAUCUCCACUGACGGCUACCAAAUGCUUGGUAGACUAGGCACAAAGCAAGAAUCAGAGACAUUCCAGCUCCAAAUGUUUGACAUCGUGUGCAGCCUAGGCUGGACCAGCAGGGACAGAUGCUGUGAUGUGCCAUCAAUGAGAGAUGAGUCGAAAUGUCCAGCUCUUCCCAAUGCGUGCACAUGUACAUCAGAGAGCACUGGCCCACCGGGACCUCCUGGUCCAGUGGGUGGGCCCGGCAGCAAAGGUCCUCGAGGGGAGAAAGGAGAGUCUGGCCCACCGGGUCCAAUGGGCCCACGUGGAGAUCUGGGACCACCAGGCCCCAUGGGACUACCAGGUCCACAAGGACCCAGUGGCUUGUCGCUUCCUGGAGAGCAAGGCCGUCCUGGACCCAAAGGGGAUCCUGGUGACUCAGGUCUUCCAGGACUCACAGGACCCCCUGGUCCUGCUGGUGCCAUUGGCCCUAUUGGACCAGCUGGAGUGAGGGGACCCCAAGGAAAGGAGGGACCUGCCGGACCACGAGGCCCACCAGGACCAAUGGGUCCACCUGGAUCUCCUGGAAUGCCUGGACCCAUAGGAAAACCAGGGAAAUCUGGUGACGCUGGUGUCCCAGGUGCACCAGGCCUGAAAGGCGAUAAGGGGGACAGAGGAGACUUUGCAUCUCAGAACAUGAUGCGUUCCAUUGCCAGACAAGUGUGUGAACAGCUGGUUAAUGGCCAGAUGGGCAGAGUUAAUCAAAUGUUGAACCAAAUCCCCAACGGUUACCGCAGUAACAAUCCUGGGCCACCUGGUCCUCCUGGAGCUCCUGGGAAUCAGGGUCCUCGUGGCGAAUCGGGCCCAGCAGGCCGAAAUGGAUUCCCAGGAAGUCCAGGUUUACCUGGGCCACAAGGAGAGAGAGGGCCAGCUGGGGAGAAAGGAGAAAGGGGAAGCCCUGGUACAGGACAGAGGGGAGAAAGAGGUUUAACUGGACCCCCUGGCCCACAAGGUGAAUCCAGAAUUGGUCCUCCAGGCCCUUCAGGUUCUCCUGGAUCUCGUGGUCUUCCAGGUCGCCAGGGCAUCGCUGGGGUCAGGGGACCACCUGGUCCGCCUGGCUACUGUGACUCGUCCCAGUGUGUUGGCAUUCCUUACAAUGGACAAGGAUACCCAGGUUCGGCAUAGUAAAUUUUCUAAGUUGCCUAUGCUGCUUUCACUAUGGAGCCCUGUUUCUGAAAUAUUUGCUCACACGCUUAAGAGCCCUUUAAAGGAUAACCACCACGGAUAAUAUUAAUGAACAUUGUUGAACGUCAUUAAAACAAUAAGGGAAACAAUGAAAAGGACUGGUACUAACAACACUUCCCAGCAACUAAAUCAGACAAGCAACGGCGAUGCCAGCAACACAGUGGCCCGUUUGCAUCUUGAAGCCAAACAGCAGACAGGCAGAGAGCUUCCUGAUGGAGAAGCAUGUAAAAAGCAGAAAAAGAAAAAACUACUAACAAGAUGGAUUCGUAACCAAGACAACAACUAUGUUAACAUGGUAACGCUGAGGUGAUACCUUGUAAAUAAACUAAUUUGUGCCUUGUAAAUGACAAUUGAAUCACAUCCACUAAAAUCAAAUAACAUAUAAUAAGCUUGUGCCUUGUACCCUGCUGCUUGCUGAAUGCCCCAUAACCCUUUAUUAUUUUAAUAAUAGCUAAAGUUAUGUUCCAAACUCUGCUCAGGGCCAGACUAAAGCGCCUGCAAUUAUACAUGUGACCAAAAAUCUGUGCCAAUCAUAUAUCUCCCAUAGUUGUUUAUUGUAUUUUUUUCUCUUGUUUAUGAAAUAAUCGUAGUGUUACCGCCAUCAGUGCCUUAGUUGUACGAGCAAAAGAAUCCCAAAUGUAGAGAAAUUCUGUUGGGAGAGUUUCUAGUUUGUUGUUUUUUUUUUUUUUUUCGAAGUUUU
Molecule: messenger RNA, 12323 nt
Organism: Scleropages formosus (Asian bonytongue)
Lineage: Eukaryota; Metazoa; Chordata; Actinopteri; Osteoglossiformes; Osteoglossidae
Gene: col12a1b
Product: collagen, type XII, alpha 1b
Exons: 81
Coding region: 230-11563 (3777 amino acids)
Molecular function (GO): protein binding
Source: RefSeq, a predicted model, not a curated record